Asparagus officinalis (garden asparagus) is the source of this 1177-nucleotide messenger RNA. RefSeq names its product 3-hydroxyisobutyryl-CoA hydrolase 1-like. NCBI's taxonomy places the organism in Eukaryota, Viridiplantae, Streptophyta, Magnoliopsida, Asparagales, Asparagaceae. Gene Ontology annotation, biological process: L-valine catabolic process. The record is from RefSeq and is a predicted model, not a curated record. The transcript is spliced from 13 exons. Gene Ontology annotation, molecular function: 3-hydroxyisobutyryl-CoA hydrolase activity. Bases 116 to 1177 code for a protein of 353 amino acids.
AAUUUUCACUUCCGUCCUCUACAAUCCUACUCCCUCCAUCAAAUUAUUACAGAAAAAGGCUCCAACAUUGUUACAGAAAAUAAAAGAACCCUAAGGUUUCAAUCAGCAAGAAGCCAUGGCCGCUCCCCAAAUCAAAGGAAACAUCGUCGACUCCGACCAGGUUUUGGUAGAAGAGAAAGGAUGCGCGAGCGUACUGACUUUGAACAGGCCGAGGCAGUUGAACGCCCUCUCUUCUGAAAUGAUUUUGAAAAUGCUGAAGCUCUUCACUGCUUAUGAAGAGGAUCCUACAGUUAAGCUGCUAAUUAUGAAGGGAAAGGGAAGGGCCUUCUGUGCUGGAGGAGAUGUAUCAGCAGUAGCCCGUUCUGCUACAGAAGGUCAUUGGACAAAUGGUGCAAACUUUUUCUGGAAUGAGUAUAUCUUGAACUAUAUAAUUGCGACUUACAGAAAACCUCAGGUUUCCAUUCUGAAUGGAAUCGUAAUGGGGGGUGGGGCUGGUGUCUCUAUUCAUGGAAGGUUUCGAGUCGCUACAGAGAAAUCGGUUUUUGCAAUGCCUGAAACAGCUUUGGGCUUGUUCCCAGAUGUAGGUGCUUCUUAUUUUCUUUCAAGGCUUCCUGGAUAUUUUGGAGAGUUUGUUGGUCUGACUGGUGCAAGAUUGGAAGGGGCUGAAAUGCUUGCAUGUGGCCUUGCAACACAUUUUGUUCCUUCAACGAGAUUGGAUUUGCUGGAGGAAUCGCUUGUUAGGGCAGAGAGUUCUGAUCCUUUUACCAUCUGCAGAAUCAUCGACCAGUUCUCAGAACGGAUGCCUGUGAGAGAAAAAAGUGCUUAUAAUAGAAUGGACAUAAUUGAUAGAUGCUUCUCUAAAAGAACCACUGAAGAAAUUUUGGCUGCCCUUGAACAAGAAGCUGUACAUGGGUCUGAUGAAUGGAUUUUGGCUUCAAUAGCGUCAUUGAAGAAGGCAUCACCUAUUAGUCUUAAGAUUACUCUCAGAUCGAUAAGAGAAGGACGAACUCAACAAAUUGGCCAAUGCCUUAUUCGAGAGUACAGAUGGGAGCCGCCUCGAUUGGAUCUGAUAGAAGAUGAUAUGGUAGAUAAAUAUUUCUCAAAGGUCGAUGAUGCUGUGUGGGAAGACUUGAAACUGCCUGGAAGACAUAACUCAAAUUUCCUAUCAAAACUCUGA